Messenger RNA from Lathyrus sativus (Indian pea), 222 nucleotides. The record is from the annotation of a GenBank genome assembly. NCBI's taxonomy places the organism in Eukaryota, Viridiplantae, Streptophyta, Magnoliopsida, Fabales, Fabaceae.
AUGGGUUCUAAGUCUGUGGAAAUUUCAAGUUCUUCAUCUCAUUUUAGGAGGAGAAGGAUCAAAUGCUAUCAUGGGUUGGAUUCUCCAUUUGCUACUGCGUGGACAUCUGAGAAUCCAUGUAGGAGGUUCUAUGGUUGUGGGUUAUUAAAGUUACAAGGGAGUAAAGGUUAUUCUUUUUUUAUUGGUACGAUGACAAGAUUCCGGAACGGUCAAAGGAAGUGA